Molecule: messenger RNA, 936 nt
Organism: Caenorhabditis briggsae
Lineage: Eukaryota; Metazoa; Nematoda; Chromadorea; Rhabditida; Rhabditidae
Exons: 2
Coding region: 1-936 (311 amino acids)
Source: RefSeq, a predicted model, not a curated record
AUGAACUUCAUAUUAGAUUUCACCUAUCCCAAACUGCUAAUCCUCUACUAUCAUUUGAUAGGAAUUUUAUCAGUUUUACUAAACACCCUUGGAAUUUAUCUCCUUCAAACGCAAUGCAAAAAACUUGGCACUUCUCGUUAUUGGUUAUUAUCUUAUCAGGUCCUGUGUUAUAUCACUGAUAUCUUUUUUACCCUUCUAAUGCAACCGGUCCCUUUGUACCCGUUGGUGGCAGUGUAUACUGUAGGAGUACUGUCAGAUUGGUUUGGCAUACCACCUGUGGCUUUGAGUUAUAUCGUUUGUGAUUUGAUUGCUGUGCAGUUUACAUUUCUCGCUGUUUCAUUUAUCAAGAAACAUAGAACUGUGGCAUCGUUAUCCAACUCGUUGGCUUUUCCAAAACAUUCGGAUAUUGUGAUUCUGGUUGCAUUGGUUUUGGGGGUUGUACUGGGAGAUUCUUAUGUGUUAUCAAUGCGUUUAUCCAGAGAGGAUCAGUGGAAACUUGUUAAUGAGCUCGUCCCGCACUACGUCGAUGGUUUCCGAUCGCUUCCCAACUUUGAAAUCUUCCCAAAAACCUCUCAAAUGAACUAUUCCCUAUAUAUCCUAUUAGCAUUUGCAAUUUCCGUUCUCACACCAAUGAUAUUUGUUGUUCUGGAUACAUUUCGAAAAUUGCAUCAAUUGAAACAAAAAAUUGCUAAAGUCAACUAUCAAAGGCACGCCGAAGGAGUGAUCUGUCUGAUAGUACAAGUUGGGACCGCCGGUUUAUCAAUUGCUCCAAUCAUUCGAUUGGGAAUAUCGAUUAUUUUCGAUCAUCCAGAUGCUCAAAAGGUCUCUGAGUUCUGUUUGGCAUGGUUUUCUACCCAUUCUUCGUUUAACAUGAUUGCCUUGCUAAUGUUUUUCCCACCAUACAAGAUGUUUAUCAAGAAACAUACUAAAGGGUGA